CAGUCUCUGUGCUUGGGGUAGAGGAGUGUGAGCUCCUUUCCUUUUCCGACUUUGCUCCAACUCUCUCCAAGGCAGCAUGAAUCGAAACUUUAGUUCUAGGUCUGGGUUCCGGAGUGGAGGGGGCUUUAGCUCUGGCUCUGCCGGAGCAGUCAGCUUCCAACGCAGGACCACUAGCAGCUCUGUGCGCCACAGCGGGGGAGGUGGUGGGAGAUUUUCAGGGGGAAGAUGUGGAGGUGGUGGUGGUGGCGGUCGUUUUGGAAGUCGAAGCCUUGUCAACCUUGGUGGCAGUAAGAGUAUCUCCAUAAGUGUGGCCGGAGGAGGUGGACAUGGUGGUUUUGGUGGUGGUUAUGGUGGUGGUGGCUUUGGGGGUGGUGGUUUUGGUGGUGGCGGCUAUGGAGGUUUUGGCAGUGGAGGUGGUUUUGGUGGAGGCGGUUUUGGUGGAGGUGGUUUUGGUGGAGGUGGUUUUGGUGGAGGCGGUUUUGGUGGAGGCGGUUUUGGGCCUUUCUGCCCCCCUGGUGGCAUACAGGAAGUCACCAUCAACCAGAGCCUUCUGCAACCCCUUAAUGUGGAGAUUGACCCUGAGAUCCAAAGAGUUAAGACUCGAGAAAGGGAGCAAAUCAAGUCACUCAACAACCAAUUUGCCUCCUUCAUUGACAAGGUGCGAUUCUUGGAGCAGCAGAACCAGGUGCUGCAAACAAAAUGGGAGCUGCUGCAGCAGGUAGACACCUCCACUCGGACCCACAGCUUAGAACCCUACUUUGAGUCCUACAUCAACAAUCUUAGAAGGAGAGUGGACCAACUGAAGAAUGACCAGUCUAGUAUGGAUUCAGAAUUGAAGAACAUGCAAGACCUGGUGGAAGAUUACCGGAACAAGUAUGAGGACGAGAUCAACAAGCGGACAAAUGCAGAAAAUGAAUUUGUUACCAUCAAGAAGGAUGUGGAUGCUGCUUAUAUGACUAAGGUGGACCUUCAGGCCAAAGUUGACAACUUGCAGCAGGAAAUUGAUUUCCUCACAGUGCUCUACCAGGCAGAGCUGUCCCAGAUGCAGACUCAAAUCAGCGAAACCAAUGUCAUCCUGUCCAUGGACAACAACCGCAGCCUGGACCUGGACAGCAUCAUCGCUGAGGUCAAAGCUCAGUAUGAGGAGAUCGCCCAGAAGAGCAAGGUUGAGGCCGAGGCACUGUACCAGACCAAGUAUGAAGAGCUCCAGAUAACUGCUGGCAAACAUGGGGACAAUCUGAAAAGUACAAAGAUGGAGAUUUCAGAGCUAAAUCGGAUGGCCCAGAGACUUCGAUCUGAAAUUGAUAGUGUCAAGAAGCAGAUCUCCGCGCUGCAGCAGUCCAUCAGUGAUGCCGAGCAGCGUGGUGAGAAUGCCCUCAAAGAUGCCCAGGGCAAGCUGGCCGAGCUGGAGGACGCCCUGCACAAGGCCAAGGAGGACAUGACCCGCCUGCUGCGUGACUACCAGGAGCUGAUGAACACCAAACUGGCCUUGGACAUGGAGAUCGCCACCUACAGAACCCUUCUGGAAGGAGAGGAAAGCAGGAUGUCUGGAGAGUGUACCCCGAGCGUGAGCGUGUCUGUGAACACCAGCCACACCACCAUCAGUGGAGGUGGUGGCCGAGGAGGCAGUGGUUUCAGCUCCGGAGGCGGCGGCAGCGGCGGUGGCUACGGUCUUGGAGGCGGCAGUUAUGGUUCUGGAGGCGGCAGUUACGGCUCCGGAGGCGGGGGCGGUGGCAGUUACGGCUCCGGAGGCGGGGGCGGUGGCAAUUACGGCUCUGGAGGUGGCGGCGGGGGUGGCUACGGCUCCGGUAGCAGCAGUGGGGGCCACAGAGGCGGCUCUGGAGGGGGCAGCUGGGGUUCCGGAGGGAGCUCCGGAGGCCGGGGAUCCAGCUCUGGCCGUACCAAGACCUCUAGUGGCAGUUCCAGCGUGAAGUUUGUUUCCACCAGCUAUUCCAGAGCAGUCAGAUAAAGAGGUGUCCUCCAUCCUGUUAGCUCUCCCUCUCCAUCACUGCCAAAUAUGCUUGGCAAGACCAAGGUCAGUUGCCCCAGCCUCACUGGAGAAAAGAGCUUUCAUUAGUUACACCAGUUCACCCCAGUUCCCCAGCUCUUUCCUAUCUUCUCUGCUUCCCAAAGAAGUUUUUAGAUCAGUGGCACUCUCAGUCCCUCUGGCUAUGACCCUGCUUUGUGCUUUACCCGAGAAACAGUUCAGCAAUGACCACUACACACAUUACAUUUCAAAGCACCUCCUUAAGUCAGUCAGAUGAGGGCUGGUUAGAACCACAGCUUCUUUGCUGUUCAUGGAGCACAUGCUCUGGACACUCCUUAAUACCCUCUUUCUUGGAGCAAGCUCUGUGCUGCUUUGGUUUUGUAUAUAAAGUGUGAACAAGUUGAUUGUCUUUUGUGGAGAGGUCUUAAACUGCCCCCUUCCUUGUAUUGCUGCAAUAAACUGCAUUUUGAAAUUCUC
Molecule: messenger RNA, 2464 nt
Organism: Neomonachus schauinslandi (Hawaiian monk seal)
Lineage: Eukaryota; Metazoa; Chordata; Mammalia; Carnivora; Phocidae
Gene: KRT1
Product: keratin 1
Exons: 9
Coding region: 77-1969 (630 amino acids)
Biological process (GO): keratinization; intermediate filament organization
Cellular component (GO): keratin filament
Molecular function (GO): structural constituent of skin epidermis
Source: RefSeq, a predicted model, not a curated record